CCCACUCACAGCAACCCAAGAGUCUGACGACUGGCCCUCCAGGACCAGGUGCCACAGCAAGAACUCUGGCAUUCGCUAGCCCUAAUGUCAGACAAGGCCAGUUCAGGGUCCAGCCCCACUGAGGGCUUCAGCCCGGAGCCUGCCAACGAGCUGGGAGAGAUCCACAACUGGACGGAACUGUUGUACUUCUUCAACCACACUUUGCCCCAGUGCCAUGUGGAGUUGAGCGAGGAUGUCAAGCGCGUGGUCCUCUUUGUCCUCUACCUGGCCAUCUUUGUGGUAGGGCUGGUGGAAAACCUCCUGGUCAUCUGUGUGCACUGGCGCUGCUCCGGCCGUGCAGGGCUGCUGAGUCUCUACAUCCUCAACAUGGCCAUUGCUGACCUGGGCGUUGUCUUGACCCUGCCCGUGUGGAUGCUUGAGGUCACCCUGGACUACACCUGGCUCUGGGGCAGCUUCUCCUGCCGCUUCACCCACUAUUUCUACUUUGCCAACAUGUACAGCAGCAUCUUCUUCCUGGUGUGCCUCAGCGUGGACCGUUACAUCACCCUUACCCGCACUUCACCCUUCUGGCAGCGUUCCCAGCAUCGGGUGCGCCGGGCUGUGUGUGCUGGUGUCUGGGUACUCUCAGCCAUCAUUCCGCUGCCCCAGGUGGCCCACAUCCAGCUAGUGGAGGACUUGGAGCCCAUGUGUCUCUUCCUGGCACCCUUUGAAAGCUAUGACACCUGGGCCCUGGUGAUUUCGCUCUCCACCACCAUCCUGGGCUUCCUGCUGCCCUUCCCUCUCAUUGCCAUCUUCAAUGUGCUGACAGUCUGUCGGCUACAGGGGGCAGGUCAGCCUGCCCGUCGGCGUCACUGUCUAUUGGUAUCUGCCUAUGUGACCGUCUUUGUCAUCAGCUGGCUGCCCUACCACGUGACCAUGCUGCUGCUCACUCUGCAUGGGACCCAGAUCUUCCUCCACUGUUACCUGGCCCACAUACUCUACUUCUUCUAUGACAUUGUCAGCUGCUUCUCCAUCCUCCACUGCAUGGUCAAUCCCAUCCUUUAUAACUUUCUCAGCCGCAACUUCCGGGGCCAGUUGCUGAGCGCUGUGGUCCACUACCUCCCCAAGGUCCAGGCCCGGACAGGCAGGCAUGCUUCUUCCUCCUCCUCCUCAACGCAGCACUCCAUCAUCAUCACCAAGGAGGGCGUCCAGCCCACUGCCGCAAACCCCCACCAUCCUCUGAGCCUGAACUCCCAGGCACCAAACACCUCCCCACUCUCUGCUCCUCCAUCGCUCUCAGCCAGCUGAGGCUGAGACGUUUCUUUCUCCAUCAGUGAAGCAGGAAGCUGGAACUAGGUGAGAGAUGGGGGGCAGGGAGGUGGGGGUGGGCAGGCAAGGGUCAGAGCACUCAUGGUCAACUGAAUUCAUCUGAAAAUACCAAAGUGGGAAGAGGGAGAAGGGGCCAAGGGGGAACACACCCUUGGCAUUGUACUAAUUCAUAGUCCCUAUUUCUCAGAAAAUCGUGCAGGAAAAAAGGUGAAAUAAAUAUUAGAGCAGCCAUGACUCUGGAUCUCUAAAACAUGCACUUACAGUCGGACUGGGGAAGGGCGCUCAAGCUAAACAGUGCUCAGCAGGAAGCAGACACACUCAUUUCAGAAAUCACACAGCCAGAAAGAGGGAGUGCUGCAGGAACCUCGCCAAGUUUUCCUUUUGUUUGUGCAUUUGUUGCUUUCCCAGCACAUCGUGUGAGCUGUGGGGACAAGAGGCCAGAGGUCAAGGAAGCAGGAGGCCCAGUCGGAAGCUUCCUCAUGUGCAUCCUCGGGGUUACGAUAAAUGCGGGCGAGGGAGAGGCAGAGGCUGAGACAGACCUUCAGCUGGAAGAGCAGAAAGCAGUCUCUACUCCCACAAGCCAGGAAGCUGACCCACUUCCUCGCUGACAUUCUCCCCCUAGUCCAUCCGCUCCCCUCCCCUCAGGGCAGAAGACUCCAUCCCAGAAUCAGUGCUCCUCAAAGUCCAUCCCCUUUGACUUUGCCUCCAGGAUAUUUCCAGGCCUGCAGGAAGAGAUGCUAGAACUCCACUCCCAUCCUUCCCUUUCUCUCCAGAUUGCAAGGAAAUCUCAAAUGAUAGCACUGUGAGAGUGACACAGGAUCAGCUCACAGCAGGCACUGAGAGAUACUAGCCCUCAGC
Sorex fumeus (smoky shrew) is the source of this 2166-nucleotide messenger RNA. It is a transcript of the gene ACKR5, whose product is annotated as G protein-coupled receptor 182. Lineage: Eukaryota; Metazoa; Chordata; Mammalia; Eulipotyphla; Soricidae. Gene Ontology annotation, cellular component: membrane. Gene Ontology annotation, molecular function: G protein-coupled receptor activity. Gene Ontology annotation, biological process: G protein-coupled receptor signaling pathway. The record is from RefSeq and is a predicted model, not a curated record. The transcript is spliced from 2 exons. The coding region runs from base 85 to 1287 and encodes 400 amino acids.